This is a messenger RNA of Adineta steineri, 2727 nucleotides long. The record is from the annotation of a GenBank genome assembly. Lineage: Eukaryota; Metazoa; Rotifera; Eurotatoria; Adinetida; Adinetidae.
AUGACAGUAACAUAUGGUGAACAUGUUCAAUUUCGUUGUCAAUUUUCACAAAAUUUCUCUGCAAAAGAUAAUAUAAUUCAAUGGAAAAAAUUACGUUUCAAUGAUGAUGAUUUAGUUAUAUCAAUAAAUGGCAAAGUUCCUAAAACAUUCGAAAAAUUUUAUCAAACUGAUUUAACAAAUGAAUCUAGUUCAUUAGAUUUAUUUCAAGUUAAUCGACAAGAUUCAACAACAUAUACAUGUCAAACAUUUGAAACUCAAACAAUUCUCUGUCAAUAUAAUCUUGUCGUACUUAUCAAACCCGAAGCUCCAUCAUUAAUAAUUAAUGAAGAAAAUAUUCAAGAAUAUCAAAUUAUUACAUUGACAUGUUCUUCAUUAAAUGGAAAUCCUUCACCUCAAUACAUCUGGUAUCGUAAUGAUACACUUAUCAAUUCACUGAAUCAACAAGUAUCUAUGACAGAUAAUAGUUCAAUUUAUACAUUCAAUGUAAGUCGUUUUGACAAUCAAAUAAAAUAUGAAUGUCAUAUAUCAAAUCAAGCACUUUCAAAACCACUUCGGGUUGAAAAAUAUUUACAUGUUAAAUAUCGUCCAUAUAUAAAAAUUCUUGCUGAACCAUCUCUAUCAUCAUCAUCGAUUGAUGAAAAAAUAAUUGGUAUUGAAUAUACUGAACAAAAAUUCACAUGUCAGAUAGAUGCUAAUCCAGCUGCAACGUCAGUUUAUUGGACAAUCAAUAGUACAAACAUAAUUAGCCGUGAAAUCAAUAUUUAUUUACCACGAUUAACAUCAGAACAAACUGGAUUAUAUACAUGUGUAGUUGAAAAUUCUAUUGGUAAAAUAAAUCAAUCGAUUUAUCUUGAUGUUCAAUAUGCACCUCGUGUUCGUGCUAUAGAAUCUCGUAUAAUUGUUAAUCGUUCCGAUUCAGCUAUACUUCGUUGUUCUGUUGAAUCAAAUCCAUUACCAUAUCAAAUCAUAUGGUUUAAAAAUGGUUAUGAAAUCUUUCGACAAAAUCAAUUAUCUGAUUUACGUAUUGAUCAUGUUGAAAGAAAUGAUUCAGGUUUAUAUACAUGUAUGAUCUAUAAUCGUUUACAAAAUAAUCUUAUACAAAAUGGUUCAAGUACAAUUGAACUUAUUGUACAAAGUCGACCGAUAGUUGAAACAACCUAUUCAAAAAUAGCUGCAGAAGUUGGACAAAUCAUAACAUUAACAUGUCGUGUAUCCGGACAACCUAAGCCACGAAUAUUUUGGAAACGAAAUGAACAAAAUAUUGAUUGUGAUGAAAUCAUUGAUGAAAAAUGUUAUUUAAAAUUAAUUAAAAUUACAAAUAAAGACUUCGGUUCAUAUAGAUGUAUAGCGGAAAAUCUAUUAGGAAAAGAAGAAUGGACAUAUACAAUUGUCUCAAGAGGUAAACCAGAAACUCCGCAUGAUAUACGCGUAUCUGAUGUAACAUCAUCUUCAUUUAAAAUUCAAUUUUCUCCUUCAUUUGAUGGUGGUGGUGGACCACAACGUUUUUUAAUUGAAGUUACUGUUCAUGAUAAAAAUACAACAUUCAAUUCAACGAUUAUUAAUGAACAAUUACCAUUUAAUACAUAUGAAUAUACAGUCAAAGAUUUAAAUGAAACAAGUUUAUAUAUGUUUCGUAUUAAAUCAAUGAAUAUUUAUGGUGAAAGUCCAUGGAGUAAUGAUAUACCUGUACAAACAAUUGAAUCAAUUAUAACAUCAGAUGAUUUACCACAACUACAUGUAAUAUCAUAUAAUUCAAAAGAAAAUUAUUUACAUUUUGAUUAUUUACCUGGUGAUGAUCAUUUACGAAAGAUAAAUAAUGAACAAUUAUGUUUAAAUAUUCGUCAAUCAUCAGAUGGAAAUAUUUAUCAAACAAUUAAUCAAUGUUUAGCAAUACAUAAUAAUCGUGUUAAAUGGUUUCUCGAGAAAGAUUUUCCUUAUUUAAAAUUUUCAAUUUGUUCAAUAAAAAAACAAAAUAUAUGUGGACAAGAAAUUGACAUGAAAGAAGAAUCAAAUAAUCGAAGUACAACAGCAAUGAUUAUUGGUAUUGCAGUAACAACAUGUUUUCUGAUUCUGAUUAUAUCAAUUAUUAUUGUUAUAUUAUGUUGUCGUUGGAGAAAAAAACGUUUAACAUCAAAUGUAAAUAGAACAAAUAAAUUUGGUAUUAAUGGUCUUGAAAGAGGUGUUAAACCAAUUAUUUCUGAACCUCGUCUUCAAAAUCCCUAUUCAUUAUAUAGUAAUACAAAUUCUCAUACAUCGCCAUAUGAUUUUUCAGCAAAUGAAUAUCAACAACGGAAAAUUGCUAGUUCAUUUUCUCAUCCAUGCGAUAUUAUUGAUCGAGAUCAACCAAAAGAUGAACUAUCUGUUCAUGAUACAUGUUCUACGUAUGGUACUGCAACUCGUACAGCAACUAUUCGUACAUCACCUCAUUGGUUAAUAAAUAAUGGAGGAAAUGGUUCUCGAUCAGGCUCUAAUCCAUCAUCGGAAUUUAGUUGUUUAACACAAAAUACAAAUAUUUUAUUUACUAAUAAUGAAAUAAAUUUAAAUCAUACACCACCUCCAACAUCACAUUAUGGUUUUCCAUCAAUUGUAUCCUCAUCUUCGAAACAACAUCCAUUAAUGAAUGGAAAUUCAACAAUACGAUCAUCAUCAUUUGAUCAACAACAAUCGUCCAGUGGUAAUUCAACACCAAAUCGUAUGAAAAAACUUUUCUAUGAAGUUGUUGUUUAA